UGCUAUCAACAGGAAACCUGUUCCCUGAAGACCUGAAGAAUUUUCUAUCUACAGCUGUCUCACAGAUUUAUUUUUGUUUGCAGUAAGAUCUACACCAUGUCCUACCUGGCACCUGUCCUUGAAAUUGGUGGAAAUGGAGGCACCCCAUUCGACUUCCGUGGUACUGACAGUGGAGCAUCACUGGAAAAGAUAGGGGUGUGGGCAGGAGGCUGGCAAAUAAAAUGCAUCAAGAUUUGGCUCACCAACGGAGAGUACAGGGAGUUUGGGAAACCUGAAGGAGAUUACUCUGAAUAUGCAUUUAAACCAGGAGAGCUUAUCACCUCUCUUUCACUGUGGGAUAAUGCAGAGGGGGAUGGAGCUGGAACACGUCUAGGUGCCAUCAAAUUUACAACAACUCUUGAUGGCUCCUUCUUUUCAAAGAUGACCGAUUUGGAUCUGCAAAAAGAGUACCCAAUUGAUGUCGGCUCUGGCAUUUGCAUGGGAAUCGUUGGAUUUGCAGGUGAAGACAUCGAUAAGUUAGGGUUCCUUUUCAUCAAUCCCAUCAAGUCAACUUUCCUUACCAACAUCACUUAUCCCACCCUUUAUGACGUCAUUCCUCAAGUGGCUACUGAGGAACUCAAAUCCAUGACUUACCAAAACGACACUAGUGUUAUUCAGGAAUAUACACUAGAAACAUCAGAGAAGGUCAUCAGAAAGUCCUCCUGGUCUGUGACCAACAAGAUAGAAAAGACCUUCAGCGUGACAGUAAAGGCAGCAAUUCCAGUGGUGGCCGAAGUGGAGAGUAGAUUCAGCUUCACAGAGGGAAAAGAAGAUACCUAUUCUCUGGAGUUUGCUGAAGAAAUAGAGGAGAAGGUGUCAGUUCCUGUCCAAGUUCCUCCUGGAAAGUCGAUGUAUGCAAAAGUCAGCAUUGGCCGGGCUGUCAUUGAUCUGCCCUAUACAGGCACUGUGAGGAUCACCUGUUAUAAUGAAUCUGUGCUGGAGUUUAACAUCAGUGGAAUCUACAGUGGCCUCACUUACACCACUGCAGAUGUUCAUGUGGUAGAACAUGUUAAAUGGCAGGAGUAAGCAGGCCGUAAUCUGAUAUCCAUUAAGAAUUUAGAGUGAGGUCUCUAUAAGAAAUGCAAGCAAAUCUGAUUAGUUCAGCUCUUUCUCUUUCUCUCUGAUAGGUAAUCAUUUGUUGUUUUUUCUUUAAUUUAUCUUGUAAUUAAACAAGAUUUGAAUAGGCAUAAUCAUAUUAGCGCAUGACAUAUAGCCAUAUGUAACCAACAUUGGUAGAUCAUCAGCUUGAUUCCCAGUGAUGCCACAGCCAUCCAUUGCCAAGAGUCCAAGAGAUAACUUACCCCCUACAGCAUCAACUGUUCAUAUCUGGAAGCCCAAGAGGGAAACAUUUCGGAUGGGAUUGUAUGAUAGAAGGAGUGCCAGCUAGCAGGGAAACUGAGUAAAACAAAAAACAACAUGAUAUAAUUUUGUUCAUCUAACUGACGUGCAGCUCUAGAAACAUUAGCCAAGCAUUUCGGCCAGAAUUGGGCCUAGAUGCAAACUGAAGUCUGGGCGGAUGAGAUUCAGGUUGGUGUGCAGUAUUUGGCCCAGACGUGGCUCAACUGUCUUUUGUUAUCUGGGUAGAUGGACUCCUAUUGUAGUGCUAUUCAUUUUUGCCAUGAUUCUGUCCUUGCUCAAAACAAACAGAACAAAGUAAAGAAGUCAGGCUUGACUUUUUGAUUCAGUUUGUAAAUUAAAUAUAAAUAAUUCAUAAUACCUCCUGACUUCUAAGGGUUAAUAUGAUCUGCCAUUUAUAUAUAAUGCAUAAGAAUGUCACAGUGUCAAUGACCACAAAGGAGCUCUCUAACUAGAGUUUUGUGGUGGUCAUUACAGGUCAACUGGUAAAUAAUGUGCAAAUUCACAGAAGAAAAUGUUACAAUCACACAACAAGAAGUUUGUCUUACCACGUUCAUCAAUGCCUGCUAUGCAAUAAAGUAGAUUUGAAAAUUAACGAGGUCCUGGACAUUUCCAUAUAUCAAUCCUGAGACAAAAGGAAAUGGGGGAAAAACAAGAAGAAAAGGAAAAAGUUGUUGUUUCUGCUUCAUCCAUGCACAGAGACACACCCUCACACACACCUAAAAAAAGAGGAAAACAAGUACAAGCGGCUCACCUGGAGGUUCUGUGGAAGAAUGAAGAUUUCAACAAAAAAGCAACAAAAUUUCUCAGUUUUAACAGUUAAUGUUUUUGUACUAUUUUCAAACAAAUAUAGAGUUUAAAUGAAUGACCACUGAAGUGACAAAACAACUGAUCAUGCUGGAACUCACAGUACCCUGGGAAGAGCAUAUUGAGGAAGCAAAUGAGAGGAAGCAUGCCAAGUACCUGGAGCUGUUGGAAAAGUGCAAGGACAGAGGCUGGAAGACAUACUACAAGCCUAUAGAGGUGGGCUGCAAAGGCUUUAUAGGGGUGUCAAAGAAGAGGGCCAUUCGAUCUGCAAGCAAAGUCACAGAGAAAGCCACCAGAUGGCUUUGGAUUAAGAGGGCUGAUCCAUGGACAGUUGCUGCUGGGACACAAGUUGGGACCCGGCUGAGGUCCCAAGUUGGGGUCCGAAUAAUAAAUAGCAGGUUUAAUCAAAUAUCAAGUUACCUGAAAGUUAACCAAGUUACAUUGAUUUAAACUUUUCAUUAAAAAUGAAUGAUUAAACUCAACAUUCUAGAGGACUCUUACUGUGAUAACAGAAGCAGAAGAAGCAGAAGAGAAUUCGGCUGACUAUAUGAAAAAUAUGUUGAAAAAACAGAAUUUUCUCUCUGUUAAUAAUCCUCCCAUACAGGCCGAAGGGGAACUGAAAUCAGAGGCAGAAGUCGAACCUGGUGACUGGGUUUUCAUAAUAGUCAUAAAAAAGAAGUCCUGGUCAGACCCACAGUGGGAGGGACCAUUUCAAGUAUUUUUUCAUAACAACCCCCACAGCAGUAAAAAUAGCUGAACAUCCCUCAUGGAUUCAUAUCUCUCAUUGCAAGAAGGUACGAGAACUCUCUGACCAUGGUCGAAAUAAAUCUGCCUAAGAGUCUCUUGAGGACUAGCCCGGCUACAAAGGGGAGUGAAACCAAUAGGGUCACUCAUCUCAACACCGGUGAAGAAAUUGCAGAGGUCCAGAGACAGUAGUGAGCAGAAUCGACCAUGGCCAGACUGGCACUGUACUGCUUAUUCAUUAUCACCUACAGGCUCUUUUCUGUGAAAGGUGUUCACACUCCAAUUUAUCGGGGUAACCUGUACUAUGGGGGCCCCCGAGGAUCAAUUAAGCCUCUAAUAAUGAAAUAUCAGGAGGGUGUUACUGGAACUGUAAAAUUUGACUUGUGCCAAGUAAUUAAAUGCGCUGAACGGAGAACUAGUUAGAUUUGGGCAGAGAAAUAUGUAUGUGCAACUCCCUUAGUAGAGACUUCUGGACUCACCAAAGGUAGUUGGAGUGAUAGUUGGCGCAUUAUUUUAGUGUUAUUUGUAACUCGGGGACUUCAAAGUGGGGCUACACACUUACUCAAGCCUCAUGUGGAUCUGAAUCCCUGAUCCAAUGCAUGAUGAUCUAUCAAGGCCAACACACCCACAAGCUGUUCUGAAAAUGAUUGUAAUCCAAUGUACCUCACCCAUAAGAACCCAAAAGCCUCGGAUGCUGGCCUAUGUGUGCUCGGCGUUUAUGUCUCCAGACAUGACCCAAACCAUUCGUUUCUACAGAUGAUCUACAUAGCCAAAACCACCAAGGUUAGCAACUGCAUAGCAUGCUCUGCUAGUAGGUUCCCAGCUAGGAACAGCUCCAUUAGGUUAACACAGGCCAAAGCAGCGGCAGGAUUAGAAUGUGCCCUGCAGCUGUUCACACAUGACAGAUUUUCUAAUCAUAUAUGUCAACUUCUUUCUUAUUUGUUCCCAGCCACCAAGCCCACUAUGCCGCCUGGUGUUCUGGCCUUACCUGGAAAUUACACCUGCUUCUCUAGGUCCUCUGGUCGGAAGAACAUCACAACACUUCCCUGGUGCGCGUACACCACUGACAUCACCUCUAACACUGGUAGUUAAUAGUCUGUGUGGUUCACCACCCAUACCAUGGCACGCACUGAUUUGUGGUGGCUAUGUGGGGACAGGAAGCUGAGGGCAGUGCUGCACCAGUCCUGGCAGGGCUCCUGUGCUUUGGUACAGCUCCUUAUGCCCCACUGCGGCUUUCUCCACACUGCCUGAGAAGCUCAAACACUACCACCGUCAGAAACACGAUGUCUCAGCACCGGGAGCGUUUGAUAACUCCAUUUAUACAGAUGCAAUAGGGGUCCCUAGAGGUGUUCCAGAUGAGUUUAAGGCUAGAAACCAGAUUGCUGCAGGGUUUGAAUAAAUUUUUCUGUGGCCAACAAUGAAUAAGAAUGUAGAUUGGAUUAACUAUUUGUGCUACAACCAGCCACGAUUCAUUAAUCACAGCCGGGACGCUUUAAAAGCUGUCCAUGAACAGUUGCAGGCUACGUCACUUAUGGCAUGGCAAAAUAGGAUUGCUCUGGAUAUGUUAUUAGUGGAGAGUGUUGGUGUAUGUAAGAUGUUCGGUGAUUUCUGUUGUACUUUCAUUCCCAACAACACCUCCCCUGACGGUAGUUUUACCAGAGGCCUCCAAGGUUUGGAAACUUUGUCCAAGGAAAUGCAUGAUAAUGCUGGUAUUGAUAACCCUUUAACCUCCCUGCUCGAAUCAUGCUUCGGAAAGUGGGGUGCACUUGUCUCUUCUGUUGUAGUUUCUAUUGCAGUAGCAGCAGCUCUCAUCACCACCUGCGGAUGCUGUCUCAUCCCCUGUGCAAGGGGCCUCAUCCUGCGCUUCAUCAACUCUACCGUCACGAAAGUCAUGCUGUAUGAAACCAUCAUGACCGAGGAGCCUAGUUAUGAGUCCAUGUUACCAAUGGAGAGGUGUAAUGCCGUGGCACCAAAGAGAGAAGUUGAAGAACCCAAUUUGUAAAAUUAAAGACAGUGAUAGUGAAUGGCCAAUGAAGCGGCCUGCGAAAACCUAGCGGAGUGCAAAUACACCCCAGAUGAACACACUGUCAUUUUUCUUUAUCAUGUAUGCUCUCCACAUUUACUCAAUGAUUAACCCUUCACAUAUAGUAUAAUCUCGAGGGAUAUGUUAGAAAAAUCAGUAUUAUACUCCAUGUUAAUUAUCAUAUCAAUGUUGCAAUUCAAUGUUGAACAACCUUCAAUGCUUCCCUAUUCUAGCCAUACAAUUUGUUUCAUCACUGGCCUCCUAGUACACUUCUCCUUCUUUGACUUAUUAAGGGAAGUAUCCUGAUGAGUAUCUAUAUUGUUCUAAUGAUAUACUGAGAAAGGGAGACCCGGGGGGGUAUGACAUGUGCUGGCUCAUCACGGGGUGAUGGGAAGUGUCAACUCAUCUGGCAACUGGAAAGGAGAUGUAAAUCUAAAGCGUGUAAAUAUAACCACUAAAGGUACAAAAGUGAUAUACGCCAGGUAUACUUUGAGCAUUUGCAUCUAGACUAUGUUCUGUUUGUAACUGCACCCUUGCUGCAGGAAUAAAAACUUCAAAGACA
Pygocentrus nattereri (red-bellied piranha) is the source of this 5531-nucleotide messenger RNA. Its product is annotated as aerolysin-like protein. The record is from RefSeq and is a predicted model, not a curated record. Lineage: Eukaryota; Metazoa; Chordata; Actinopteri; Characiformes; Serrasalmidae. Bases 97 to 1065 code for a protein of 322 amino acids. The transcript is spliced from 2 exons.